Molecule: messenger RNA, 2021 nt
Organism: Megalobrama amblycephala (Wuchang bream)
Lineage: Eukaryota; Metazoa; Chordata; Actinopteri; Cypriniformes; Xenocyprididae
Exons: 7
Coding region: 439-1302 (287 amino acids)
Molecular function (GO): nucleic acid binding
Source: RefSeq, a predicted model, not a curated record
CAAGGCGGUCCCGUCUAGAGCUGCAAGAAACCGCCGUUGAAAGAACCGCGCCCAUGGCUGGGAGAGAGGAUGUCCUUCGGGAGGAGUUGCUUGAGCGGCUGCGGUCUAGAGUGCAGCAAGCACUUUCAAGACAACCUGUCGAUUUGGACUUCCUCGAGUUUGUCUGCAACAAUGAAUUAAAUUUAAUUCAGUCUUUUGCUGAUCAGAUACACAUUGGCACUGACAUUUUGCAGCAGUUAAACCAUUUGUUGGAGCUGGUCCAAGCUGCAGUUGAAAACAAUCCAGCUGUGUCACAUUUAGACACAGCUGUGCGGAUUAAGAGGAGGACCCAGGCUGAUUAUACAGAGAGAUCAGUUGCAUUACUUACUAGAAGCACAAUUCUCAGUACCCUGUAUAGCUCAGUUGUUAGGGGUAUCACAACGCACUAUAUUCCGUAGGAUGGAGGAAUAUGGACUAAGUGUGACAGGAUGCUACAGCACCAUGACUGACUCAGAACUUGAUAACAUGGUGAGAGCUAUAAAAACCCAGAUGCCCAAUGCAGGGUACAGAAAUGUGAAGGGACAGCUCAUGGCAAUGGGUAGCCGUGUGCAGUGGGAGAGGAUAAAGGCAUCGAUGCAUCGUGUGGAUGCCGCUGGAGUUCUUUCCCGACUUGCACAACUUGGCUGCAUUGUGCGAAGAUCAUACUCAGUUCGAGGUCCCCUUGCACUGGUACAUGUUGACACCAACCAUAAACUUAUCAGGUACAACCUGAUAAUAUUUGGUGGAGUUGAUGGAUUUUCCAGAAAGGUCCUGUAUUUGGAUGCAGCAACUAACAACCGUGCCAGUACAGCAUUCUCCUUUUUCUUUGAGGCCACCCAGCUCCAUGGUGUUCCAUCAAGGGUUCGUGGAGAUCAAGGAGUUGAAAAUUUGGACAUCGCCUACUUCAUGUUUGCGAGACGUGGAACUGGCCGAGCUAGCUUUAUCUCUGGAAAAAGUGUACACAAUCAAAGAAUCGAACGGAUGUGGCGAGACGUGUGGAUGGCUGUCACCUGCAUCUUUUAUGAUGUGCUUCACACACUGGAGGAAGAUGGGUUCCUGGAUAUUUCCAACACGGUGCACCUUUUCUGCGUGCAUUAUGUCUUCUUACCUCGCCUUCGGCAGCGUUACACAUCUUUGCUGCAGGUUGGAAUAGCCAUCCCCUCAGGACAGAGGGAAACCACACUCCACAACAGCUCUGGCAUAUGGGGCAACUCAACACUCCAGAGGAAGAGGAAAAUCUUGAGGAACUGCAAAACCCAGAACUACACUGGGAGGAUGCCCUGAUGACCCCUGAGACCUCUGUCAGUGGAGUUCAGGUCCCAGAAUUUGAGGUGCCUCUGGCUGAUGAAGAACUGGCAGCACUUCAGUCUGCGAUUGACCCUCUAACUGAUUCGGAUUCAAAUGGCUAUGACCUUUAUAUCGAGGUGCUAAACUUUGUUAGACUAAACACUUCAACACCCAUUGAUUAGGCAAUUAAGUAUCCUUAAGCACAAACAUCUUGAACAUCCUACAUGUAAUCAGCCAUAAACUAUAUGCUACAAGUCACAUUCACUUUAAAUUUGUUAAUUUCAUCCUUGGGCAAAGGUUUAACAAAAUAUGGCCAGCCAGCUUUUGUCAUUUUUAAGACAGGGUUACCAAUGUUCCAGCAAACCAAAUUCUGAUUUGUAUGUGAAAUUCAAUACCUUUUUUUUCUGUGACUUCUUUUGAAAAUUAUUUUAUUUUUCAUUAACAGAAAAUGUCAAUUUAGAUUAACAUUGCACAUGAACACAUUUGUGACAAAGCUGGAGAAAUAAGAUUUGUAUGUGCAGCAAUGCUACUUUAAAUGCAACAUCAAAACUUCAAAAUUGUUUUUACUGUACACUACCAAGUACUAAUGAUUGUUGAACAGUACAACAGGUUGUGAACAUUCUCUUAAAAUAUUUUGUUUAAACAUUGUAAAUGUAAUCCUGAAUGAAUACUGGACACAAAGGGAAUACUGUGAAUAAACACUUACCGAACAUGCA